Molecule: messenger RNA, 2835 nt
Organism: Lotus japonicus
Lineage: Eukaryota; Viridiplantae; Streptophyta; Magnoliopsida; Fabales; Fabaceae
Product: SPX domain-containing membrane protein At4g22990-like
Exons: 11
Coding region: 485-2587 (700 amino acids)
Biological process (GO): transmembrane transport
Cellular component (GO): membrane
Molecular function (GO): transmembrane transporter activity
Source: RefSeq, a predicted model, not a curated record
ACAUUCACAUUAACUCAAUGUUAUGUUCAUCACCACCACCACUCUCUUUUCUCAUGAUUCUCACUUCAACCCUUUUCAACCGACAUGGAAAUCUACCCUUUAACUAAUUUUCUUUCUUUCUCAUGGGAACUUGAGUUUCUGAAUUUUUAAUUUUUAUUGAAUGAAGCUUGAGCACACAUGAGAGCCAUAUGUAGCCCACACAAACAAUGACAUGUUGUUUCUGGUGAGAAGCUUUUCUGGGUAGCUUCUGAGUUUCAGAAUUGAUUCUGAAGAAAAGGAAGUCGAUCAAAACAUGCUAUUAGUGUACAUAAGGGCGUUUCACUAAUUUGAACUUUGUUAUCAAAAUCCAUAAUGAAGCAUUGAACUCCAAGAGGAAAAAAAGAGUCACGGCUAUUAUUACCAGGUUUCUACUACUAUUUCACCAUCUCUAUAAAGCUUGAAGAGCUUGAUACAGUGGUGCACUGAUCUUUCUGCCUGGAAUAAUAUGGUUGGCUUCGGCAAGAAGUUGAGAGAAUCACAAAUUGAAGAAUGGAAAGGAUAUUACAUCAACUAUAAGUUAAUGAAGAAGAAAGUCAAGAGAUAUACAGAACAAAUAGAGUUUGGAGCUCAAAAUCGUCACAAUGUUCUCAGAGAUUUCUCAAUGCUUCUAGACAAUCAGGUAGAAAAAAUUGUCUUGUUUCUGCUUGUACAACAAGGAGUACUUUCACAUAGGCUAUCCAAUAUUGGACAAGAGCACCAAACUCUUCUACAGCAGCCAAAUAAUACAAACAUAUCUGAACUCCAACAAGCAUAUCGUGACGUUGGCCAAGAUCUUUUAAGGGUCCUUCAUUUUGUGGAAAUGAAUGCUAUUGGUCUGAGAAAGAUCUUAAAGAAGUUUGAUAAACGGUUCGGCUACAAAUUCACAGAUUACUAUAUCAAGACGCGCGCAAAUCAUCCUUAUUCCCAGUUAAGGCAGGUUUUCAGGCAUGUGGGGAUUGGUGCUGUAGUUGGAGUUUUAACUCACAAUCUUGCAGACCUUCAGGAUUUACAACAGUGUCAAGGAAGCUACAUUUCUAUAUAUGACCAGCCUUCUUAUGUUCAUCAAGAUCCUGUUCUUGAUUCUAUCAAAGUAGCCGUAGGGAGAUUAUCAAAUUCAACAAAUUUCCUUCAGUUUCUGGGAAGAGGUGCUCUUAUCAUGCAAGAGGAACUGCCAACUCCAUCUGAAGAUCAUCUUCUUGAUGAGAGAUAUCACUUCAUGUCUCUUCUUUUGAACUUGGCAAACACAUUUCUGUAUAUGGUCAACACUUACAUUGUUGUGCCUACAGCAGACAACUACUCUUUGAACCUUGGAGCUGCAGCGAGCGUGUGCGGCGUGGUCAUUGGUUCAAUGGCUGUUGCGCAGGUGUUCUCUUCGGUUUACUUUAGUGCGUGGUCAAACCGAUCAUAUCUUAGACCACUCAUCUUCAGUAGCAUUGUUCUUCUAGUUGGAAACAUCAUGUAUGCAUUGGCUUAUGAUAUGAACUCAAUAGCAGUUCUUCUGGCAGGACGUCUUUUCUGUGGGUUAGGCUCUGCAAGGGCCGUUAAUAGGCGCUAUAUCAGUGACUGUGUGCCAUUGAAACUUCGGAUGCAAGCUUCAGCGGGUUUUGUUAGUGCAAGUGCUCUGGGAAUGGCUUGUGGUCCAGCUCUUGCUUGUUUGUUACAGACUAAUUUUAAGAUUUACAAGUUCACCAUGAAUCAAGACACUCUACCUGGAUGGGUAAUGGCUUUUGCAUGGCUUGUUUAUCUAUUGUGGUUGUGGACUUGUUUCCAGGAACCGUCUCGCGAGAAUGAAGGAAAUUAUGUGCCAUAUCGUGCACAAACUGGACAAGCAGUGCAUAUUGCAGUUGAGAAUGGGCAUACACAACCUUUACUUAUGAAUUUAGAAGCAAAGGAGAAGGAUGAAGACAGAGAAGAAGGAGAAGAAGAAUAUGAUGAUGCUAAAGAAUCUCAGAAGCCUGUUACUUCUAUUGUGAUGGCAUUUAAGUUACUCACCCCAUCGGUAAAGGUUCAAUUAUUUGUGUAUUUUAUGCUCAAGUAUGCAAUGGAGAUCAUACUUGCUGAAUCAAGCCUUAUUACCGAAUACUAUUUCGUUUGGUCAACCAGCAAAGUAGCCAUUUUCCUUGCAUGCCUUGGUCUUACUGUGCUUCCUGUAAAUAUCAUUGUAGGAAACUACAUCAGCAACAUGUUUGAAGAAAGGCAAGUUCUACUGACAUCAGAAAUCAUGGUUUGCAUUGGACUACUCCUAAGCUUCCAUACAAUAAUCCCUUAUUCAGCAACUCAAUAUGUAGGAUCAGCCCUUAUCACAUUUGUGUUUGCUGAAGUUCUUGAAGGAGUGAACCUUUCACUUCUAUCAAAAGUUAUGUCGUCAAGGCUUUCUCGGGGAACCUUUAAUGGAGGAUUACUGUCAACAGAAGCAGGAACUCUAGCACGAGUAAUCGCAGAUGCAACGAUAACAAUCGCGGGGUAUCUGAGUGAAAGUAAACUCCUGAAUGCCACCUUACUCCCUGCACUCCUCAUCUGCAUCUCAUCCAUUCUUGCUACCUGCUACACCUACAACUCUCUCUAUUAGUUUAAUAGUUGUUAACCUUAAGAAUCUGAAAAUGUAUAUAUUAAUGGGACAAAUAUUUGCUCAAUUUCUUAGGAGAAUAUGAUGUAGCUUUUAGUGGUUUUAUUGGUGUCGGUUACAUGUUUAGGAGUAAGUAGCUGCACUUCCUAGUUCAGGCAUUUAUGCGAUAGUUUUUGCUCUAUGAGCUGCUUCUUGUUGAGAAAAAUAAGUGUCAGGUUUCAAAGCAAUAAAAGUUCAGUUUUUGUUGCUUC